UUAGGCUUUCGUUCGUUUUUCUAGUUCAACGUGGUCUCCCUGGUAACUAAAAAUUAAAAACUUGAAAAAUAGAAUUUCCGUGAUUUUUCUGAUAUUUUGACCUCGAAAACAAUGUUCUUUGUGUUGUAUUCUCAGACAACCUCAUCAACACACACUUUUUAUAAUAUCUAUAGUAAAAAAGAAUAGUAUGAGAAGUCGAACAGUUAAUGUGUUAUUCAAGUGGAAUGUGUGUAUAUAUAUUCUAGGAAGUUUUCAUGAAAAUUUUCAAAUUUUAGUGUUUUCUUUGAGUUUUGGCACAUUAUAACGCAUUACCAACUAAUUUUUCAUACGCUAACAUUCUAAAUAAUGUUUGAAAGUACCUCUACAAAACGUACAUACUAACUAAAUUGAGUCACGUAACACUGCAAUUACUAUUGAUUUACUAAAACAAUCACUGUGUUCACUUUCAUAUGCUGGGUUAUCAGUUCUCGGCCAAUAACUUUCUCAAUACCCGUCUAACCAUCUACAGUAACCCUUCAGAAGUGUCGUCUCCAUUGUCAAAACUAAUUGCGGCGGUGAACGUCGCAAGGAACGUCUCAAUUAACAUGUCGUCACUAACCAACAAUACUUUCAUGGUAACUUAGAAUUAACACCCUAAGUGAUCAUUUUGAAAAUCCGACCUUUUUGCGAAUUAAAAAAAAAGAAAACGAAAAUCGAAAUAGAAGCCAUUAAAGUUCAAAAACAUAGAAAAGUUGAGUUUUUCAAUUUCUAGGAGGAAGAACCUCGCGGUGUCACAGUCAUCGCCACCAAAGUAGCCGAGAACUCCAAAAAUCCACGUCGCUACAGUUUGGUGCACCAAGCGAGUUGUGAGACUCAACAUCAUAAGGGUAUACGGAGACAGAACACAAUUCAACACCGAAAACAGCUCACCGAUCAGAUGAGGUGUCAGAAGAUUCUCCAACAACUGAACGACGAAGGAAUCGAAGUAAUUUUCACUGCGAAUGACGUCACUCCUAUCGAAUUUUCUAUUAUUCUCACUUCCACUGACCCAACGCUUUCCAAUUUUGUGUCCGACAUCCUCCAAAACAUGUCCAGCGCAAAGGUUCAAAUUUGCCACGUGGAAACUCGGGGCAAUGAGGCUUCACACGACGUGCUCCUAGCGUGCAAGGCUACUAAAAACCAGUUAAUUCACUCGGCAGAGCUGCUCACGCAAAACCACGUGGCGCUCACGAAAUUCUCGAUUUUCGCCAAGAAACUGUCCGAUGAGAAGAAUCAAUCACAAAUCUGGUUUCCCCGUCACAUCAGUGAGCUCGAUCAAUGCUCGAAGUGCAUUACAAAGUACGAGCCAACAACGGAUCCACGACAUCCGGGCCACGGCGACGUGGCGUAUAUCGCGCGUCGGAAAUUCUUGAAUGAUCAGGCGUUAGAGUUCAAGUUUGGUGACGAGAUAGGCUACGUGGACUACACGGAGGAAGAGCACGCCACGUGGAAGGCUGUCUACGAGAAAUUGGGUGAUCUCCACUUAUCCCACACAUGUGCGGUAUAUCGGCAAAAUUUGAAAAUUCUCCAAGAGGAGAAGGUUUUGACAGCGGAUAGGAUUCCUCAGAUUCGAGAUGUGAAUAAGUUCUUGCAAAAAAAAACAGGAUUCGAGCUUCGCCCGUGCUCUGGACUACUGUCGGCUCGCGACUUCCUGGCCUCACUUGCUUUUCGGGUCUUCCAGACAACUACGUAUUUGAGACAUCAUAAGUCACCGCAUCAUUCUCCGGAACCGGAUCUUAUUCACGAACUACUUGGCCAUGUGCCAAUGUUCUCGGAUCCACUGCUAGCUCAGAUGUCUCAAGACAUUGGGCUGAUGAGUUUGGGAGCUAGUGAUGAGCACAUUGAGAAGCUGUCGACGGUUUAUUGGUUCAUUGUGGAAUUCGGGUUGUGCAAAGAAGAUGGAAAGCUAAAAGCAAUUGGUGCUGGGCUACUGUCGGCGUAUGGAGAAUUGAUGCACGCGUGCUCCGAUGCUCCAGAGCACAAGGACUUUGAUCCGGCAGUGACUGCGGUACAGAAAUACGAAGAUGAUGAUUAUCAGCCGCUCUACUUUGUUGCUGACAGUAUACAUGAUGCGUUGGCAAAGCUUCGGAAGUACGCUAGUUCCAUGGACCGCCCGUUUUCAGUUGUCUAUGAUCCGUUUACAAAAAGUAUUGAGGCAAUCGAAUCAAGUGCAGAUUUGGAAAAGGCGUUCAGCAGAUUGUCCAAUGAUUUAAGUGCAAUCACCCACGCGGCUGAUCGGAUGAAAAUAUCGAUUACAAUGUGAAACCUAAUUUACCUAAUACUUUGCUAAACUAUGCAUUUAUUAUGAAAUCUAUCAGCUUUUAGGAGUAGGAUAACUUUUUUCAAUUAUUAUAUAAAGAAAUCGAAUUUG
Molecule: messenger RNA, 2389 nt
Organism: Caenorhabditis elegans
Lineage: Eukaryota; Metazoa; Nematoda; Chromadorea; Rhabditida; Rhabditidae
Gene: cat-2
Product: Tyrosine 3-monooxygenase
Exons: 7
Coding region: 917-2281 (454 amino acids)
Biological process (GO): aromatic amino acid metabolic process; phenol-containing compound biosynthetic process; dopamine biosynthetic process
Cellular component (GO): axon; synapse; perinuclear region of cytoplasm
Molecular function (GO): monooxygenase activity; iron ion binding; tyrosine 3-monooxygenase activity
Source: RefSeq, marked reviewed